Ostrea edulis (European flat oyster) is the source of this 4511-nucleotide messenger RNA. RefSeq lists its product as uncharacterized. Lineage: Eukaryota; Metazoa; Mollusca; Bivalvia; Ostreida; Ostreidae. Bases 630 to 4268 code for a protein of 1212 amino acids. The transcript has 18 exons. The record is from RefSeq and is a predicted model, not a curated record.
GGUUCCGUGUUUUAGCAACACCAAAACUAAAUGUUUCUGUGCGUUGUGAAAUACUCAAACUGAAACUUGUUAAUGACAGUUUGUCAAGCUAACAGUUGCACAACACACAGUGCAUGGUAAGUAUACAUCAGCUAGCUCUUAUAUGUACAAUAUAAUGCAAUAUACACUAAAAUAGUCAGCUUAGGAUAUUUGUUGUGGCUCGAAGAGGCGCAAAUGGGGUAUAUGCCUUGGAGAGGGACGUAGGGGCUCUUCAUGAAUUUUUUUUGUCUAACAAAAUUUGACACCAUCUUUUCUAUAUCUAUAUUUGUAAAUAUAAAAUAGGGUCAAUUCGUGACGAGCCACUGUGAUGCGGAGGGGAAAAAAAACUAUUUGAAGAUGAGAUUCUAAAGAGUAUUUUAAUUUUUUUAAUAUUUAGAUCUACAUGUAAAAGUUAAUUUUUUUUACAGUAUAGGCUAGCUUAGAUAAUGCUCAAUAUAUUUUUAAUAUUCAGACACUUGAAUAAUGUUUUACUCUAGGUGCAUGUCGGGGAGGGGGGGUUAUCAUAAAUUCUGUAUUCAUUUGUCCAUCUUUAUUUAAUUUAGCUUAAAUUGCUCUGGAUUUGAUGUUCUGUCAGAUUUACUUUUACCAAAAUGGAAGAAGACACCACAGGACUUAAAACAUUAAUAUCACAUCGAAGGCAUCGCCCAUCAUACACAAGGGUAAUUUCGCAAGAAUUUAGCCAAGAAAGUGUAGCUCAAGAAAAGAGAGGAAAGAGGAAAGGCCAACAACACUCCAGUAAAUCAACAAAGCUGUCUGAUUCCUUUAAUUCAUCUGCUAGUGAGACAGAGAACAUUAAUCAGGAGGACAAUGGCGUUUUUGAUGAUGAAAAUGACAAUACAGAUGAUAGUGAAUAUUUUUCUGCUGAGGAAAAUCCUGUUCCGGAUGAUAAUACGAACCUAAUUAACUGUAAUGUUUCACCAUCACUGUGUACUUCAAAUUCAUCUAGUGAAGGGGAUUUAGAAGCAUCCAUAAAAGAUAUAAAUAGAUAUGAAAAUAAUGAUAGUUUGUACACCGUGAUAGAUAAAAGUGCACAUGGAAUUCAUAAAAGAGCUCCAAGCAAAAAACAGAAAAGAAAAAGAAGAGAGUUAAAGGCUAGUAACUCAACCUGUCUCCUCCGAGAGCUCCCUUUUUAUGAUGUGGGUGGAGUGGAAGACCCGGGAAGUGUUCAUAUAGACAAAGAAAUCCCCUCCUUAUAUACUAUGUGUGUGAAAGUGUUGACGAAAAAUUCAAGAAAACUGCAUAAACGUUUCAUAAUUCCACGCAGUAUAAGACAAGACAUUGGAAAAGAGGCUUUAUUUCACAAUGAGAAAGUAAUCGGGCUUAAUAAAUAUCUAGCCAAAUUUGAAGAAAUGCAUUCCAAGUACAGUGAUCUGAAUGUUCCCACCAGAACUGUGUGGAAUUGUAGGCCCCGCUUCUGUAAUCAGUAUAGGGUGGGGAGGGCAGACGACUUUCCUAAAGGGGACAGGAAAAUCAGCUGUCUGCCUGUGAUUAACCUCUGCGCCUUCAGUGAAUGUUACGACAGUAACUACAUAAUUAAUCAUGUGAUGUGUGUUCUUAGCAGCUUAUUGCAUUUAACAUUGCCUUACCCUGACCCGUGUAAGGGCAAGCUCACAUUAAACAGAAAGAAAAGGGAAUUCUCCACUUCUUAUGAGAGAGCUGUAGAAAAUGCCACUGUGCUGCUGAGAAAGAGUUAUCCUGAAACUAUGAAGAUGUUGUAUGACAAAGUUCUGCCGUAUGUUUUCUGGGCAAGAGGUGAUGUUAACAGAGCAAAGGAAGGUUUUUUUCAUCUGAUCAGUACCAGCAAAAAACCCAGAUAUAAAGCUCUGUAUGUGUAUGAGAUGGGGAGAAUGCUGCGAUUCUUUGAAGACCCUACUCAGGUGAACUUGGGAAGCAUUUCUGAAAUCUCAGAGAAUUUGGUCUCCAAACAAUAUUAUUGCCGAACUGAAGUGGAACAGGAAAUAUCCAAACAAACAUCUCUACUGAAGGCCAAUUUGUAUGACCAAGGAGUGCUAACAAUUGAGAAAGCUGGACAAGCAGCAGAGAUGUGGACCCAUUCUAUCCAUGCAUUGCCUGCCUGGGGUAUUGACAGCUGGGAGCAGUUCUAUUUCAUGGACUCGUUGCUGUGUUACCACGCCAGCACACAAUUUGAGAUGGGAGUUGAUUGGCUGAAACAUACCAAAGAGAGGCUGGAGCCUCUAUGUGGAGUUUAUCCAGAUCUGUAUAUUUUCCUGUCCAUGUUGUACGCCAUGCAGAAAAAUGAAAGGAGAUCACGAAACACCUUCCUAGAGUUCCAUAAGCAUGAGUCUGCCCUAAAUAUUGACAGCAUAUCAGACUUUCCAUGGAUGGGUCUGAUGGAGGCUGUGAAGCAAUCACCAUCUUUCCGACCCCUCAGAGUCCUUUGGAGAACCCAGCUGAAUCCCCCAAAGUUCAGUGUCCGGAGGUUUAAUCGGGAUAGUGGGUCAAAUACAGUGGACUUUGCAGAAGAUUGUGAACCUACAGAGGCAGAUAUCAGUGGUCAUGACCUUAACCUACAUUUGACCCCUGAAGGUCAACUGACAGGUGAUUUGCAGAUUUCACUUCCUCCACUACAAUCAGUUCUCCUUAAUCCCUACACUGGGUCGGUGCAUUUACCUGCAGCAGAAAAAGUGACAAUCCUGAGAAACUUUCACUCUGUCCCAAACUACGUUUUCCUUUCUUCAUAUAACAAAUAUUGCUUUUCCCAACCAGUCCCAGCACCAAUGGAGAUUUAUCGUGGUCAAAAUGGCACUGUCCAGAUGAUUUUCCCAGGUAACUUCAAGGGCAUUCCUGCUAAAAAUGUCCUCAAACUGUUCUGGGAGGGAACAAAUGGAGAGAGGGCAAGGAUCAACCUGGCCUCCCAACUCCGGGACCAUACCUAUCAGAGAGCGAAGGACUCGGUGAAGUCAUUAGGUGCUGAUGACCAGAUAAAAACUUGUAUGUUGGAAGUCCUUAGACUGUGUUACAGCAAUGGGUACAGGAUUCCACUCGAGAACUUCAUGACAACAAGUUUGUUACUCCAAUGUGUGCGAGAUGCCUACAAUGACUGCCAAAAAAAGACAAAAGGAAGCCAACAGAACAAGACAGCUCCUAGUGCUAUGAAAAUUUUGCAGGAAAAGUUUAAAGAGUCAUCAUGUCUUAAGCUCUAUGAACCCCCACUAGUAUUCGGAGAGGACAUUUUGUUCCGAUUUAUGGUGGAUGAAAUAAAAUCUUACGAACAUUUAGUGGUAAUUCAUACUGAAAACAGGAAAGAUUUCAAGCAUCCAACAAUACUGAUGAGAUACAUGAAUGGUGUCACCUCACAAUUUCCAGACGGAAUAUCAAAGUCUGCAGAGUGUUUCUACCUAAGUCAGGCCAAUGGUGGUGACAGCCAUCAGAAUAUCGUGGUGUUCGACAGAAAGCUAUAUCAGGUGGAUAGAAUUGAUACUGCCAUACUGCAACCAAUCAAGCAAGAUACUCAUAUUCCGGUCAUCAUCAGGAGGUCCGUGUUUGCCAUAAAUGCCUCACACUGUCUGUACAGUGUAAGUAAUCAGAUCGAGUCUUUUGCGGAACAUCUGGAUCCGAUCCAUCGACUGACCUUCCUGGGGGAUAUGUUAGUUAUGGUUACUGUCACUGGAUAUCUGCUAUUUGUUGAAAGUCUAUCACUUCUGCCAAUCAAUGUAAUUGUUCAUCCACGGGCAUUUUCCUUGAUACUGGACAAUUUGUACAUCUUUGAAAUCUGCAAUUAUCUCAAAGUUCUGGGAGAGAAGUCAUUCCAUGAUGACAACAAUCAAGAGUAUAUGAGGGCAGCCAUUGCUCUGGACAGUAAACUUAUCAUCAUUAAAACCCAACUCAAUAUAUAUGGUGUAGACGUAGAAGAUAUAUCGCCUGUCACAGUUACCUCCUCAGUAGCCUUGUCUGGCCAGGCAAAGGACCUCUGCUUCCUCAGUGAAUCGGCUGGUUACCUUGUGUCAGCCUCCAUCUUUGAUAACAAACAAACACUGUACAGAGAAAAUCUCUUCCAUUACAACCAUGGGGGUCAACUCCUGGGCGUUGUCCUGUCACUGGGACCAGGACCAAGGUCCAUGUUCCCUGUUUAUCUCCCUGCGAACUCAGAUUUAAGUGCCAAUAACAGUCAUCUUGGACGCAAAGGCUGGCAUGUCUACAUGCGUGAUGGUCAUGAUGGAAUUAUUUGUGUAUACUUGGGUGAUGUUGCAUAUAGCGAGCUGUCUUAAAUAAUGGUGAUAUUGAAUAGAGUGGUUACACUUCCGAACUGUGAUAUAUAAUGAUGAUAAUGAAUGGAGUGUUUACACUUAUGGACUGUGGUAAAUAAUGAUAUCGAAUGGAGUGUUUACACUUAUGGACUGUGAUAAAUAAUGAUAUCGAAUGGAGUGUUUACACUUAUGGACUGUGAUAAAUAAUGAUAUCGAAUGGAGUGUUUACACCUAUGGACUGUGAUAAAUAAUGAUGAUAUUGAA